Molecule: messenger RNA, 2088 nt
Organism: Brassicogethes aeneus
Lineage: Eukaryota; Metazoa; Arthropoda; Insecta; Coleoptera; Nitidulidae
Source: the annotation of a GenBank genome assembly
UUGGGUUCUUCCAGUCCGUCACCAGGCGCAAACACAAUUCAAUAAAGUUGACUUAUGUGGUAGGGGACACCCGUAGAUCUUCUUCUGUUCCGCGUAUGUUAACUAAGUACCUACUGAAGGUCAGUAAUAUGCAGCUUACCGAACGAAAGACCGCCAGUCACACCUAGUGCUAACAUGCUGUUGAGUACCACGUAGAUAAUAUCGCAUCCAUAGAAAAGCGAUCUAAAAGUGAAAAUCGAAAAAGUGUUCUGUGGGUGUUUGCGUUUGAACGGUUUGGAAUCGUACCCUGCUUCUUCCCUUGUCUAAGGUCUCGAUUAUGUAAUUAAGGUGCGGAACCGGUGGAAUAAUUGUGUACUUAUUAGUUGUAGAGGAAUUUUAGUAAUUUGACAGAUCCAUCAUGUAUUUAAUUUGGUGUACACUGUUUCUUGCUAGUCAAAUUAAUGCCAUGGAUAACUUGAGGGUGGCAUUCGAAUGGAAAGUGGUGGAUUUUCUGUAUCCCUCGCAGGAAGAAAGGUCCUUGGCGUUACAAAAUAAGGCGUUUAUACCCGAAAACAAUAUACCUAUGGGAUUGGAAGUUUAUAAGGACCGACUUUUUAUAACUAUACCCAGAUGGAGACCAGGUGUUGGAGCUUCAUUGGCUUACAUCUAUUUAAACGACACGUUAGACAACCCCGUACUGCGCCCCUAUCCAAACUGGGAAGCCCACAAGAUGCGUUCCAACGACGAAAGCCCAGAAAUCGUGAGCCCCUUUCGCAUACGAGCGGACCAAUGCGGAAGGCUUUGGGUUCUGGACACGGGCUUUACGGACAUUGCGGAAGACACCCUUAGGGACUUACGUCCACCCAGACUUCUUGUUUACGAUUUGCACAACGACGAACUGCUGAGGACGCACACGAUCCCCUUGGACCAGAAGAACAACGACAGCUUCUUCGCUAACAUCGCCGUCGAGGAUCACGAUUGCGAAGACAGCUACGCCUACUUGGCGGAUCUGAACAAGCCUGGGCUUGUAGUGUACUCCUGGAAGUCGCAGUCUUCUUGGCUGGUUAAAAACAACUACUUCCACUUUGACCCGCUGGCCGGGGCUCUCAACGUGUCCGGAGUGGAGUUCGUGUGGAGCGACGGGAUCUUCGGCUUGGCGUUGUCCGGCCCGGACAGCGAAGGCUUCAGCACGCUGUUCUUCCACCCGAUGAUAAGUUACAACGAGUACUCCGUCAGCACGAGGAUCCUUCGAAACGAAACCCUGGCCAGCCGCAGCUUCCACGAGUUCAAGCUGCUGGGAAGUCGCGGUCCGCGAAGCCAGAGUGGGGCGUCGUUCUUCCACAAAAAAUCCAACGUUUUGUUCUACGCUCUGAUCAAUUUGAACGCUGUGGCCUGCUGGAGGACCACGAAUCCGCACUACGACAUGAUUUCGCAGGGCAGGAUUUUCAUGAGCAAUGAGACGAUGGUGUUCCCCAACGACAUCAAGGUUGAUAACGAGGAUAACGUCUGGGUGCUGUCGGAUAAACUGCCGAUUUUCCUCUACAAGAAUCUCGACUACAACGAAGUCAACUUCAGGAUUCUCACCGCCAAGGUGGCGGAUGCCAUCAGAGGAACCACGUGCGAUUCCAAGUUGGUCGUUAUUCCUACGAUAGUGGACAAAAUCAAACCUAUAAUGAAAAAUAACGAAUUAAUGAUGAACACAAAUGGUAACAGUAAUAAUAUGAACACCAAUAGAGAUAUGAGAUCUUCUUCUAACAGAAUUUAUCACACUACUUUUGUAUUAGUUUCACUAACAGUUUUUGCCAUAUUAUAUUGAAUUUGAGGUUUAUUUUACAUUUUCUAGUAAAUUAGUACUAGUCGUUUAAUAAUUAUGUUUCCCAAGAAAAUGUAAAUAAUUAUGUACAUAUUGUAGCUUCAGAUUAAUGUUUUAUCAAAGUAUUUUAUUACACAAAUUUAUUUAUAUAGCAGGCACAAAAUCCUGUAUUUUUGAAUGGAUUUUAUGUAAAUUUUAUUUAUUAUAAUAUGUUAACUUUUUAAUUUCUAAUUAUAAUACUAAUUGUGAUUUAACGUUAACAAAAUUUAAUUUUUUAUGCCUUUUAUUAAAAUCAU